This is a messenger RNA of Selaginella moellendorffii, 3008 nucleotides long. Its product is annotated as pre-mRNA-splicing factor SYF1. The coding region runs from base 42 to 2897 and encodes 951 amino acids. The record is from RefSeq and is a predicted model, not a curated record. The transcript is spliced from 3 exons. Gene Ontology annotation, molecular function: protein binding. Gene Ontology annotation, cellular component: U2-type catalytic step 2 spliceosome; post-mRNA release spliceosomal complex; Prp19 complex. Lineage: Eukaryota; Viridiplantae; Streptophyta; Lycopodiopsida; Selaginellales; Selaginellaceae. Gene Ontology annotation, biological process: mRNA splicing, via spliceosome; generation of catalytic spliceosome for first transesterification step.
GCAUCUGGGGUAUAUUCCAGGGUUAGGGUUCUUCCGCAGGUAUGGCGCAGCAGCAGAGCUUGUCGGAGAUGAAUCCGGACCUCCUCCCCACGGACGAGGAGCUGGUGUACGAGGAGGAGAUCCUCCGGAAUUCCUACUCCAUGCGCCUCUGGUGGCGCUACAUUCAAGCCAGGUUUGAUGUCCCCUUCCGCAAGAGGAUCAUCCUCUACGAGCGCGCGCUCAAGUUCCUCCCCGGGAGCUACAAGCUGUGGCAUUCCUACCUCCUGGAGCGCAUGGAGGCCGUGCGCGGCCUCCCGCCGGGCCACGCGAGCUUCGAAUCCGUCAACAACACUUUCGAGCGCGCGCUCGUCACAAUGCACAAGAUGCCCAGGAUUUGGCUGCUCUACCUCCAGUCCCUGGUCGAGCAGAGGUAUGUCACCAAGGCCAGGAGGACGUUCGACCGGGCGCUCUUCUCGCUGCCCGUGACGCAGCACGAGAGGAUCUGGGAGCUCUAUCUCAGGUUCGUGAGGCAACCCGGCGUGCCCAGCGAGACGGGAUUUAGAGUUCAUCGGCGGUUCCUCAAGUUUGAGCCGUCACACAUGGAGGACUUCAUCGAGUUCUUGAUGGAUUCCGGCAAGUGGCAAGAGGCCGCCGAGCGCCUGGCCGAGGUUCUCAACGAUCAGAGCUUCCAGUCCGUCAAGUCCAAGACGCGGCACCAGCUAUGGCUUGAGCUUUGCGAUUUGCUCACCAAGCAUGCACACGAGGUGUCGGGGCUCCAGGUGGAUGCGAUCAUCCGGGGUGGGAUCCGGAACUUUACGGACGAGGUCGGGCGCUUGUGGACUUCCUUGGCGGAUUACUACGCGCGGUUGUCGCUGUUCGAGAAAGUCAGGGAUGUGUACGAGGAGGGGAUGACGACGGUCACCACGGUCAGGGACUUUAGCCUCAUCUUCGAUGCGUACUCCAAGUUUGAGGAGAGUUUGCUCUCUGCCAAGAUGAGCCGGAUGGGAGAGGAGGAUGAGGAGUCCGAGGAGGAACUGGAUGAGUCGGAGAUGGUGGAAGUGGAUGCGGAUGGGAACACGGUGGCGCUGCCGGAAAAGGAGCUAAAGAAGCGUAGGAGGGAGAGGAAGAUUCUAGCGCAGUGGAAGAAGGGUAAUCUCAAGGAUUUCUGGGUGUUUGAUGAGAACGACGUCGACUUGCUCCUGGCGAGGUUUUCGUACUUGAUCGAGCGGAGGCCCGAGCUUCUUAGCAGCGUGGUGCUCAGGCAAAAUCCCCACAAUGUCCAUGAGUGGCACAAGCGAGCGAGUCUUUUCAAGGACAAUCCUGCUCGCCAAGUCAGAACUUAUACUGAGGCGGUGAUGACUGUGGACCCCUUCAAAGCUGUCGGGAAGUAUCACUCCCUGUGGACAGCUUACGCGCACCUAUACGAGUCGCAGAACGACUUGAAGAACGCUCGGGUGGUGUUUGAGAAAGCAGUUCAGAAGAUUUACAGGACAGUGGACGACCUCGCGAGCCUGUACUGCGCCUGGGCCGAGAUGGAGAUGAAGCACAAAAACUACAAAACUGCUCGAGACAUCCUCAAGAAGGCGACAAUGGAGCCGUCUUUCGCGACGAAGAAGCUGAUGCAAGGGGACCGUGAUCUUCCCGUUCAGAUGAAGCUUUACAAGUCACUCAAGCUGUGGUCGACUUACGUGGAUUUGGAAGAGAGCCUGGGUACUCUCGAGUCUACUCGAAAGGUCUACGAUCAGAUUCUGGUGCACAAGAUAGCUACGCCGCAGAUUAUCAUCAACUAUGCGGCGAUGCUGGAGGAGAACAAGUACUUUGAGGACGCGUUUGGGGUGUACGAGAAAGGUGUCCAGGUUUUCAAGUAUCCUCAUGCACGGGAUAUCUGGACAACGUAUCUCACGAAGUUUGUCCAACGCUACGGUGGGAAGAAGCUGGAAAGAGCAAGGGACUUGUUUGAGCAGGCCGUCGAGAAGGUUACUCCGGAGGAUGCGAAACCAGUUUAUCUACAAUAUGCAAAGCUUGAAGAAGACUUUGGACUAGCGCAACGCGCGAUGAAAAUCUACGAUCGGGCGACUAAGGCAGUUCCCGAUGGUGAAAAGCUGAGCGUCUAUGACAUCUACAUUGCCAGAGCAGCUGAGAUAUAUGGCGUUCCUAAGACACGGGAUAUCUACGAGGAAGCUAUUCAAUCCGGUCUUCCAGACAAAGACGCGAAGCUUAUGUGUCUGAAGUUUGCAGAGCUGGAGAGGACGUUGGGAGAGAUCGAUCGGGCUCGUGCUAUUUACAUCUACGCGUCGCAAAUGGCAGAUCCACGGUCAGAUACCGAGGUCUGGUCGAAAUGGCAUGACUUCGAGGUUACGCAUGGAAACCACGAUACUUUCAAGGAGAUGCUCCGGAUCAAACGUAGCGUGCAUGCCAGCUACACUCAGAUGCACAUGAUAAUGCCGGAGUACUUGAUGCAACGAGAUCAAGGACGGCUCUCUCUGGAAGAAACAGUAGACACUCUGAAGCGCGCCGGGGUUCCAGAGGACGAAAUGGCCGCUCUCGAAAGGCAGAUUGCUCCGGUCGGCCAGACGCAGCCUCCGUCGACGCUGAAAGAAGGUUUGAGGCAGCUGGGAUUUGUGAGCGCUGGAGUCCAGGCGGCCGAAGGGAGGAUCCUUGCUCCCGGAGACGCGAAAAAGAAUCCGGACGAGAUAGAGUUGCCGGAGAGCGACGAGGAAGACGAGACUGGCGAGAAGCUCGUCCAAAAGGCUGUUCCCGACGCGGUGUUUGGAGGAUUGGCUCACAAGGCCGAGAAUGGAGGAAAAGAAGACGAUGGAAAAGCUCCAGCAAAUCCAAAGGCCGGGAAGGAGAACAACAGGGACAAAGACGAACCUCUGGGAGCUCUUGAGAGGCUCAAGAGGCAACGACGGGCUUGACGGGCUUGACGGGCUUGACGGGGUGGGCGAAUUUUGUACUAUGUGACGUGCUGACUUGGAACUAACCUUGUGGGACACGUGUUGCUCUUGUGGUAUAAUAUCUUUGCCCUA